This is a messenger RNA of Lycium ferocissimum, 1080 nucleotides long. RefSeq lists its product as uncharacterized. The transcript has a single exon. The record is from RefSeq and is a predicted model, not a curated record. Bases 1 to 1080 code for a protein of 359 amino acids. Lineage: Eukaryota; Viridiplantae; Streptophyta; Magnoliopsida; Solanales; Solanaceae.
AUGGUAGAUCGGGAUUCCGGAUCGUCAUAUGACAGGUACCAGCCUUACCCACUCGAUCGAAGGGGAAACGGGCGCAAUAGCGAAUCAGGCAAGAAUGAUAGGAGGAAUGAUCGAAGGAAUGAUCGAGGCCAAAGUAGCCGUGGAUUGAUAAAUAGAAAUGCUACCAAUAGAGCCCCGGGAAACAGAGAAACUCCAAGGUUAUCCGAGUAUAACUUUUGCGUCGAUGUAGCAACCAUAGCGGCGGCCGUUAUCCGAAACAAAGAAACAAGACAUCCAAGGCCAAUCCAAUCUGAUCCAGAGAAGCGGGAUAAAAGUCUUAUUUGUAAGUAUCAUCAUACUCACGGCCAUCGGACCGAGGAUUGUCAACAGCUGAGAGAGGAGGUCGCUCGUCUGUUCAAUUUGGGACAUCUUCGAAAAUUCUUAAGCGAACUAGCAAAAACCCAUUUCAAGAACCUAGAUUCCAACAAGCAGGAUAGGCCGGAAGAGCCUCAGCAGGUGAUACACAUGAUCAUGGGAGGAACUGACGUUCCCAUUGGGCCAGUUGUAAAACGCACCAAAAUUUCCAUAACGAGGGAAAAACGUAUCCGGAAUGAUGACCCCGAUGGUCCCAUCACAUUCAAUGACGAGGACAUGGAAGGCAUCGCCCAGCCGCAUAAUGACCCACUGGUAAUAUCUGUCCUUGUCAAUAAAUUUAGAAUUAAACGUCUGCUAAUUGAUCCAGGUAUCUCGGCUAAUAUCAUCCGAUGGAGAGUCAUCGAACAGCUGGGACUACUAGAUCAGAUCGUGCCGGCAAUACGGGUCCUCAACGGAUUCAACAUGGCAUGCGAGACGACGAAGGGUGAGAUCACUUUACCGAUCAAUAUGGCAGGAACUACGCAGCAGACAAAAUUUUAUGUGAUAGAGGGAGACAUGGGAUACAAUGCAUUGCUGGGCAGACCGUGGAUUCACCUCGUAAGAGCGGUCCUCUCAACUAUGCAUCAGGUAUUGAAAUUCCCGACCCCAGAGGUAUCAAAACCGUCUGUGGUGAACAACAGGCCGCAAAAGAAAUGUUCGCAGUUGAAGAAUCUGUUAAGACUAUAA